AUGUUUAUCAGACCCCCAUGGCAGAGAUCACACCCGCAGCUCACCGUGUAUCCGGAGGCCAGCACACCCCUGGAGGCCCGCAGCCCCACCACGGAGAAUCUCCAAUGGAAUUCACUCACAGAAGCUUCUACAAGCGGCUCCCUGCCUUGGAAAGGGGGCAUGCAGCACCUCGGGGCUGCACCCAGCGUCUAUGGUGGAGCCGGAGGCCAUGGCACCCGCAUCUCAACCUCCAGACACAUGAUGAGCUACGGGAGCGAUCUCACCAGGGGGGACCUGUCUGUUGGCAAUGAGAAGAUGACCAUGCAGAACCUAAAUGAUCGCCUAGCAAGCUACCUAGAAAAAGUGCGGUCCCUGGAGCAGUCCAACUCCAAACUUGAAGCUCAGAUCAAACACUGGUAUGAAACAAACGUGCCUAGCGCCAGUCGGGACUACAGUGCGUAUCACAAACAAAUCACAGAGCUGCAAAAUCAGAUUAUAGAUGCUCAACAGCAAAGAGGUCGAUGUGUCCUGCAAAUUGAUAAUGCUAAGCUGGCUGCUGAUGACUUCAGAAUGAAGUAUGAGACGGAGAGAGGGCUGCGCCUAGCCGUGGAGGCUGACAUCCAAGGCCUGAGAAAGGUCUUCAGUGAUCUAACCCUAAGUAAAACAGACUUGGAAACUCAAAUUGCAGAACUGAAUAAGGACCUGGAGCUCCUCAGGAAAGAACAUCAGGAGGAGGUGGACAUCCUACGCAGACAGCUGGGCAACACUGUCAACGUAGAGGUGGACGCUGCUCCAGGCCAGAACCUCAGCAGCAUCAUGAAUGAAAUGAGGCAGAAAUAUGAAGCCUUGGCCCAGGAGAACCUCCAGAAGGCCAAAGAACAGUUCGAGACGCAGACUCAAACUCUGCAGCAACAAGUCAUAGUGAGCACUGAAGAGUUAAAAGGAACUGAGACUCAAAUAAAGGAGCUGAGGCGCACCUACACGAGCCUGGAGAUAGACCUCCAGUCCCAUCUCAAUAUGAAAGAAUCUUUGGAGCAAACACUAGAGGAUACCAAAGCUCGGUAUGGAAGCCAGCUGGCCACCAUCCAGGCCCUGCUAAAUUCCCUAGAGUCCCAGCUGAUGAAGAUUUGGACUGAUACUGAACGCCAGAACAACGAAUACAAUAUUCUCCUUGACAUAAAGACUCGGCUUGAGCAGGAAAUUGCUACUUACCGCCGCCUUCUGGAAGGAGAAGAUGAAAAAACUACAGAAUAUCAGUUAAGCACCCUGGAAGAGAGAAAUAUAAAGAAAACCAGGAAAAUUAAGACAGUCGUACAAGAAGUAGUGGAUGGCAAGGUUGUGUCAUCUGAAGUCAAAGAAGUAGAAGAAAGUAUAUAAACAGCUGCUGGAAGGAGAUGCUGCUGGUUUUGAAAGAAAUGUAGCUGUAAUUUUUACUCCCUACAAGUGGCCAUCAGAAAGCUCCAUUAAUGCUUUGUAUUGAUUAGAAAUGGGAAAAGAAGCCCAUUUAUCAGUCUCUGUAAUUGAAUAUAAAUGCUUUACUCGGGAGCUGCAAACUGCCUGCAAAAAUGAAAUCCAAUGAGCACUAGGAUAUUUAAAACAUCAUUACUGUCAUCUUUACAACAACACACAUUAAUUACAAGCUAUAGACCAUGUAACAUUAAUUCAUUACUGUUCCUGAAAAUUAUAGCACAUUUCAAUUACACUAAAUCUCACAGAUGCAAACUGCAAAUAAUCCACUCUAAUUUUUCCUGUGUAUGAAUUGCAAAAUAUCCUUUCAGGAGAUUUGGACUUGGGCCCCUGGAUUCUUAAUUGAGCCACUUUCUUGGUUAAUUUCAUUGCAUUUUUGAUACUGGUAUAAUUCUGCUAGCUUUGAAUUAUAUCUGCUUUUUUUUUUUUUCCAUUGUCUCUACAACUUUUUAAAACUCAGCUCAGCUCUUAGAAUAAUUUGACGGUCAAAUUUCAAUCAUAAAUGCUGAGCAGAAUAAGAAUGAAGCACAUUACGCUUAAAAUGAUAGAAGAUUAAAAGCAAAACCUUUCUCAAGGCAGAAUGCUUCUCUUUAUGAUAAUAAACUGAAUAAACCAUCAGGUGCUCUUUCUUUACAUGGUGAACAUGUGUUAUGAAGUGUUUCUCACUAUUUUUUCAAUACCAGCUGUAAUGAAAUACAAUUCACAUACCAUAAAAUUCAUCCCUGUAAAGUGCACAACUCAGUGGUUUUUAUUUUAAUAUGUUCAUAGCAAGAAACCCCUUUAGCAGCCUCCCCCAUUUUUCUUCCCUCAGACCUUGACAACCACUAAUCUACUUCCUCUUCCAUGGAUUUGCCUAAUCUGGACAUUUCAUAUAAAUGAAAUCAUACAAUGUGUUCUUCUGUACACAAAUAUCCACAGCAGGAUUAUUCAUAAUAGACCAAAAGUGUAAACAAUUCAAAUGUCCAUCUACUGAUAAAUGAAUAAACAAAAUUUUGUCUAUCUA
Molecule: messenger RNA, 2449 nt
Organism: Manis javanica (Malayan pangolin)
Lineage: Eukaryota; Metazoa; Chordata; Mammalia; Pholidota; Manidae
Gene: KRT20
Product: keratin 20
Biological process (GO): epithelial cell differentiation; intermediate filament organization
Cellular component (GO): cytoskeleton
Molecular function (GO): structural molecule activity
Source: RefSeq, a predicted model, not a curated record